AUGCCGCUCCAUUUACUGUCCAAGAAGUCUUGGAACGUCUACGCUCCGGCAAAAAUCGAGCGGGUGAAGCGCGAUGAAGCUGAAGCACGCCGCCAGGCAAUUGAACAAGAAAAGCGCAGCCUACAGAACGAGGCGGAUGAUCGAUUACAGCAUCUGAAGCAGCAUAGCACAAGAGAUCGCAAGAGCUUGAAGCGAAAGCUAGCAGGCGAAGACGACACCGAUCGCGAUAUCAGACUUGCUGCGGAGGGCACAAAUCCUGCUUCGACUAGCGGCAAGCAAGAUCACGGCUUAGCUUUAGACGCGAAGGGCCAUAUCUCUUUGAUAUCAACACCGCCUCAGAAGAAGUCUCGCGCACAAGAACAAGACAAAGAUCCAUACACGGUCUACCUCACAGACGCCACUGGUCGCGACCAAAAUUCUAAACCCACAUGGUACACUUCUCUCGAAGCUGAGCGAGAGAAAUGGGGCGACGACAAUCCGCGCAGGCAGCAACGAGAACUCGCACGCCUCAAUGCGGACGAUCCGCUUGCUGCUAUGAAGAAGGGUGUCAAGGUUUUGCGUGAGAACGAGAAGGCAAGAAAGGAUUGGAUGGCGCAGCGUGAGCGGGACCUGGAAGAGGUGGAGCGACUGGCGAGGCAAGACAGGCACGACAAGAAGCACAAAAAGAGAAGAGGUCAGGAGGAAGAUGACCUGGCCAGCCUCGAGGACUUCGACUUAGAGGAUGGGUACACCAAAACGAUAGCUUCGAGGGACAACCGCGACUCAGAGCACGAAGAAACCAACAGCCGGCAAUCCCGUUACCACGGUCGAAGCCACCGCCAUCGCCACGAGUCCCACUCUACACACAGAGCCCGGGAUCAUCACAACCGGCACCGACGAUACGAAGAAGUUCAAGGCAAACGGCUCAGCCAAGGGCAAGGUGGCUGA
Messenger RNA from Cladophialophora carrionii CBS 160.54, 927 nucleotides. RefSeq lists its product as uncharacterized. The transcript has a single exon. The coding region runs from base 1 to 927 and encodes 308 amino acids. The record is from RefSeq and is a predicted model, not a curated record. NCBI's taxonomy places the organism in Eukaryota, Fungi, Ascomycota, Eurotiomycetes, Chaetothyriales, Herpotrichiellaceae.